Hippocampus comes (tiger tail seahorse) is the source of this 1276-nucleotide messenger RNA. It is a transcript of the gene prrg2, whose product is annotated as proline rich Gla (G-carboxyglutamic acid) 2. The record is from RefSeq and is a predicted model, not a curated record. The transcript is spliced from 7 exons. NCBI's taxonomy places the organism in Eukaryota, Metazoa, Chordata, Actinopteri, Syngnathiformes, Syngnathidae. The coding region runs from base 388 to 966 and encodes 192 amino acids. Gene Ontology annotation, cellular component: plasma membrane; extracellular region. Gene Ontology annotation, molecular function: calcium ion binding.
GCGUCAAGAGACGUUUAUUUUUUUUCUGACGCAGUUACUCGAUGCAGAACAUGAAGAAACGAUUUCCCUGGUGGUCCCUUACUAUGUGUGCGUGCUUGUGCGGGGAGCGCGGCAGUGAGACAGACAGGUUGGGAGAGGUCCCGCCCUCCGGCCGGUAUGUUGUCCAACAGGUUUUGGGACGGGAGUUCGCUUUGGGAAGCCAACGCUUUGUGUGCGACAUUUACGUGUCUUGAGGUUUCCAAACAAAAACUCCCGAAAGACAUCCGGCCUGCGCUGGGAAAUCCCAUGUUUUUCUGAAGAGUGGAGGAACACGCUACCGGGACAUCUUUGGAGGAGCUGACCUGCAGCCCGGGUCCAUGUCGUUUGUUGGCCUCCACGGCAGCCGCAAUGAUGUGGAUUCCCGUCCUGGUCUUUCUGCAGCUGGCUUACUGCUCUCUCACCUACCGACACACAUCGGGGAGUUCCCCGUUAGUGGAUGAGCAGUCAGCCAAUGCCUUCCUGUCUCGCGCGCUGCUUUAUAACAGCUGGGACCUGGAACUGGUGGUGCCGGACAACCUUGAAAGGGAAUGUCGGGAAGAGAUUUGCACUUACGAAGAGGCCAGGGAAGUGUUUGAGGAUGACACUCAGACGGAAGUAUUUUGGAACGAGUACGUCGAAAGCCACGCCUACGCGCCCAGAGUGGACGUGUCGGGCCUGGUGGCAGGGAUCCUGGCAAUCCUCGUGUGCGCUGUGAUCGCCACCGUGCUGGGCCUCUACUUCUACAAGGCCAAGAACAAGGCGGGAAGGAGACCCGUGCAAAUGGCGCAAGAUGGGCGUCCGGCCCCUGAGAUGGUUCCCCUGGCAACCGCCCCGGGUCUACCGAGUUACAGCGAGGCUCUCAACCGCAGCGGGAUGCACGAUGCCCCGCCGCCACCUUACUCGGGGGGGGCGCCAUCUGAGCCUGCAGACCCGCGAGACAACGAGUGAGCUCUGAGCCAGCCAGCCAGAGCUGCUUCCAAGUGGUCGACGCUGCUGGCGCUUGACGACGGUUUGAGUCAAGUUGAAAUAUUGCAUGUCGUACAACGUAUUUAUGGACGGGCUUGAGAGCCAAACUCAAGAACGGACACUUUUGACAAUAUGACGUACAUUGUACAGAUGCGAGGCUCUUAAUGCGGUCCAGGUGAGAGUGAGGCUGACCCCCCCCCCCACACCCACUCACCCCCACCCACCAAUGACUGCUCUGUUCUAUAUCCAGUUUGUGUGUGAUGUGCUUGAGUCACAAUAAAUCCAUUAAGUU